GCCUGGGGGGACCCAGCAGCAGCCGCAGCAGCGCCCCCCGGCCGGGCAGGGGGGGAUUCACCUCGGUUGUUGGCACAUGUUUGCUUGCUCGGAUAUCUGAAUGGUGGUGUUUUUUUCCUUUGAGAAACUUCUCCUUCCACCUCAUGCAGCUCUCCCCAUGCCCCAAGCGUGUGACUGGUGCCCAACGCGAUGUGUGUUUGUCAAACCAUGGAGGUGGGGAAGCAUGGCAAGAACACAACCCACGCAGGAGGCAGAGGGGUCCUGCUGGAGCCUUUCAUUCAUCAGGUGGGCGGCCACAGCAGCAUGAUGCGCUAUGAUGACCACACGGUGUGCAAGCCUCUGAUUACCAGAGAACAGCGCUUCUAUGAGUCCUUGCCUCCAGAAAUGAAGGAAUUCACACCCGAAUACAAAGGUGUGGUGUCUGUCUGUUUUGAGGGAGACAGUGAUGGCUACAUUAACCUGGUAGCAUACCCCUAUGUGGAGAGCGAAGCCUUGGAGCCAGAUGAUGUGCCAGAAAGGGACCAACCACGUCGUAAACACUCUCGCAGGAGUCUCAACAGGUCAGGCAGUACCAGUGAGCACAAAGAGGAAAAAGCAGGGCUGGCUUGUGACAACUCAGAAAGCAGCAUCCAAGAGAUGAAGAACCUCAAGAUGCAUUCAGAUGUUCCUUUUCAGAUGCUUGAUGGAAAUAGUAGCCUGAGUUCUGAAAAUAUCACCUACAACCCAUGGAGCCUGCGUUGCCACAAGCAACAGCUGAGCCGUAUGCGCUCAGAGUCCAAGGAACGUAAGCUCUACAAAUUUCUUUUGCUGGAGAAUGUGGUGCAUCACUUCAACUUUCCCUGUGUGCUUGAUCUGAAAAUGGGGACCAGACAGCAUGGAGAUGAUGCUUCUGAAGAGAAGGCUGCUCGACAGAUGAAGAAGUGUGCACAGAGCACCUCGGCCUCACUAGGUGUACGAGUUUGUGGAAUGCAGGUAUACCAGCGGGAUACAGGGCAUUAUUUGUGCAGGAAUAAAUACUAUGGCAGAGGUCUUUCCACUGAGGGUUUCCGCAAUGCUCUCUACCAGUAUCUGCACAAUGGUAUAGAGCUACGAAAGGACCUCUUUGAGCCCAUCCUUAGCAAGCUGUACAGCCUGAAAGCUGUACUGGAGAGGCAGGCCUCUUACCGCUUUUACUCCAGCUCCUUGCUCAUCAUCUAUGAUGGGAAGGACGACUGGUCUGAGAUAUACAUGGAGCGCAGAGCAGAGAUGCGCCCGAAGCAAUUGGACAUCUCUCUCCCAGCGAGCCUAGAGGAUGGCAGCAGCACAGAAUCCAUCGCCUCCCAGCCCAAGGUGGAUGUGCGUAUGAUUGACUUUGCACACAGCACGUUCAAAGGUUUUCGGGAUGAUCCCACAGUGCACGAUGGCCCAGACAUGGGUUAUGUGUUUGGUUUAGAGAGCCUUAUGCAUAUAAUUGAACAGAUGCGGGAUGAGAACAAAUAACCUUGGGUGGAACUCUUCAAUUUUUGUCUCCCCAC
Euleptes europaea (tarantolino) is the source of this 1514-nucleotide messenger RNA. RefSeq names its product inositol hexakisphosphate kinase 1 (gene IP6K1). Gene Ontology annotation, molecular function: inositol hexakisphosphate kinase activity. NCBI's taxonomy places the organism in Eukaryota, Metazoa, Chordata, Lepidosauria, Squamata, Sphaerodactylidae. Gene Ontology annotation, biological process: phosphatidylinositol phosphate biosynthetic process; inositol phosphate biosynthetic process. Gene Ontology annotation, cellular component: cytoplasm; nucleus. Bases 190 to 1479 code for a protein of 429 amino acids. The record is from RefSeq and is a predicted model, not a curated record. The transcript is spliced from 7 exons.